AAAUACUUAUAUAUUCAUUAUCUAUUUUGAUAACUCGUAAUAAAAAAAAUACAUUAAUUAGUCGAUCAUCUUCUAUCCACAAGUGAUAACUUUACGUUGAGGCUAAUAAUUAUAAAUGGCUAUCGUAACUGAAGCUGUGCUAACCAUUUCUUUUGGCGAGGGUCCGCACUGGGACGUGGACGAACAGGUCUUGUACUACUGCAACUUUACAGACAAAACAAUAAACAAAUACAACCCUGCAACUAGACAGAAUAUCAAGGCGGAUAUCGUCCAGUACCCAGAUACGCAUACCUCGUUCCUCAUCCCAAUCGAGGGCAAGAAGCAUCGUUUCCUCGGAGGUAUAAAGCGAGAUAUCGUCGAAAUAGAAUGGAAAGGAGACCUCGAGCAAGCAGUGGUUGUGCGGACGAUCGCUAAAGUUGACCAACACCGACCAGACAAUACCUUGAACGAUGGCAAAGCAGACCCAAGAGGACGAUUGUUUACUGGAACAAUGGGGAAUCCGGAUGAUGGAGAUUAUGAGACCAUGACAUUCCCGCAGCACGGUGCUUUGUUCCGAAUGGACAGCGAUGGUCAGACGCACAGGCUGGAUGAGAGGGUGGCCGGCUCCAAUGGACUCACCUGGGAUGUAAAUGGAACCGCCUUCUACCACGUGGACUCUGUAGACUGCAUCAGAAAAUACGAUUAUGACAUCGAGACGGGAAAUGUAACUAAUUGCCGAAAGUUCUUCGCGCCAAAGGACCACGCGAUUAAGGGACUAUGCGACGGUUUGACCUCAGACUCUGAUGGAAACCUCUGGGUUGCUUUGUACGAUGGAGCGAAGAUAUUAAAAAUUGAUGGCAACACUGGAGAAGUUCUACAAAAAGUGACCAUUCCGAAUAGAGAGGUGACGUCACUAACGUUUGGUGGACCGAACUUGGAUAUUCUGUAUGUGACGUCAGCCAACACGCGCUGCAAAAAGAACGAACCCGAAUGGGGAGCGGCUCUGUACGAGGUUACAGGCCUCGGAGUUAAGGGUCGGCUGCCAAUUAAAGCUAGAAUUGACUCUGAUCCGGUAUCUAGAAGAGCGUUGUCUGUUGAUAGACAUAAAACAUUCCAAAUGGCACCAGUCACAGAAGCAGUGCUGACCAUUUCCUUCGGUGAGGGCCCGCAUUGGGACGACGAUGAAAAAGUUCUGUACUAUAUGAACUUUAUGCAGAGUUCCAUAAACAAAUAUAACCCGAAAACCGGACAAAAAACCACCACUGAAAUCGAACAAUUCCCUGACACAUACACUUCGUUCCUCAUCCCAAUCGAGGACAAGAAACAUCGUUUUGUUGCCACAUUGAGACGCGACAUCGUCGAAAUAGAAUGGAAAGGUGACAACGAGAAAGCGGUGGUCAUAAGGACCAUUGCCAAAGUUGAUCAGGAUAAACCAGAAAAUAUCAUAAAUGAUGGUAAAGCGGAUCCUAGAGGAAGACUGUUUACAGGAACAUUUGGUUAUAAUCCAUCAGGUAAAAAUCUAAAUGAAAUGAUUCUACCGCAAAGAGGUUCUUUAUAUCGAAUAGAUACAAACGGACAGGUGAAAAAGUUGGAUGAAAAUAUCACUAUCUCAAACGGAUUAGCAUGGGAUAAAGACGGAAAGACGUUGUACUAUGUAGACUCAAUGGACGGCAUUAGAAGAUACGAUUACGACAUAGAAACAGGAAAUAUAUCAAACUGUCAAAAAUUAUUCAUACCGAAAGAUCACGGAAUCAAUGGAAUAUGUGACGGCCUGACCAUAGACACGGAUGACAACCUCUGGGUUGCCGUAUAUCAAGGAAGCCUGGUAUUGAAAAUAGACGGAAAAACGGGUGAAAUACUACAAAAAAUCACUAUUCCGAAUAGCGAGGUGACAUCUUUAGCAUUUGGUGGAGAGAACCUGGACAUCCUCUACGUCACAACAGGUAACGGUCGCUGGAAGAAAACUGAGACUGAGUGGGGGGCGGCGCUUUACGAGGUCAAAGGACUAGGGGUGAGGGGAUAUCCCGCCUUUAAAGCAAAAAUCAAUUAAAUAAAAAGUUACAAUAAAUGAUACUUUUUUCUUAUUUAACAACCAGUGGUCAUCCGCGAUUUCGUCAUCGCAGAAUUAAAAAAGGUAGCCUAUUAUCUGCAGUACCUACCUUUCCGUCCAAGUCCUAUCAAAAUCUGUUCAGCCG
This is a messenger RNA of Papilio xuthus (Asian swallowtail), 2174 nucleotides long. RefSeq lists its product as uncharacterized. The transcript has 12 exons. Gene Ontology annotation, molecular function: gluconolactonase activity; calcium ion binding. The coding region runs from base 116 to 2029 and encodes 637 amino acids. Gene Ontology annotation, biological process: L-ascorbic acid biosynthetic process. NCBI's taxonomy places the organism in Eukaryota, Metazoa, Arthropoda, Insecta, Lepidoptera, Papilionidae. The record is from RefSeq and is a predicted model, not a curated record.